AUGACUGACCUCUACUACAGACCGCUUUACUGCUUUCUGCUACAGACCAUUUACCGCAUCCAAGACCUUGUCACAGUGGACGACGUAGUGGAAUUCCUGAGGUGCAGGGGUUUUGGGCAGUAUGUUGCAGCAUUUAGGCGACACAAGAUAGAUGGAGAUGUAGUCUCGAAUCUAAGCGACGCUGUGCUUGCUGAGCUCAUUCCUGAGAUCGGACCGAGGGUCAAACUACAAAAAGCACUGCAGGAGCUGAAGGACAACUCGGACUCCGCUGAAAGCAGCAAACCUGUCCACGCUGACUGGGAAAUCCCCCGGUCCAGUCUGACGCUCGGCAAAGUCCUGGGGAAGGGACAGUUUGGAGAGGUCCGUAUGGGGGAGCUGAGGAAGAGAGGUGUUACCCAGACCGUGGCAGUCAAGACACUGAAAGCAUCUGCCGAAGACCGAGACAAAGAGGACCUGUUGGGGGAGCUGGAGAUUCUGGUCACUGUUGGUCGUCAUGACAACAUCAUCAGUCUGGUUGGCGCAUGCACAGUAGAAGGUCCUCUGGCACUUGUGGUUGAGUACGCACCAAACGGCUGUCUGAAGGACUGGCUGAAGGACAACCGUCCUGAGGAGCUGGACCAGACAGACGACAAAAACAUCGCCACCUCCGGGGUUCAGCUGCCGAUGGACCAGCUCAUCCUGUUCGGUAUUGACAUCGCGAAUGGGAUGAGUCAUCUGGCCGCCAUGCAGUGUGUCCACCGUGACCUUGCCGCCAGGAAUGUGCUCCUUGGGAAGAACCUGACGGCCAAGAUCUCAGACUUUGGUCUGUCUCGGGAUAUUUACGAGGAGUCUGAGUACGUCAAGAGCACGAAGAGCCAGCUUCCCGUCCGUUGGAUCGCAUACGAGUCCCUAUUCUACCACACGUACACCACACAGAGCGAUGUGUGGUCCUUCGGAGUGCUUCUGUGGGAGAUCAUGACAAUGGGUAAGAAGCCGUACGGUCGGAUGACCGGCAAAGACCUCAUGAAACUGUUGCCGGACGGCUACAGGCUGGAGAAACCUGCUCUAUGUCCUCAGGAUAUUUACGAUGUGAUGAGGUGCUGUUGGGAAACCCUCCCUGAGAAUAGACCAACUUUCCCGGACCUGAAGGUGACUCUGGACCGGAUCAUUCAAGAUUAUAAGACAUAUGCCUCACUGUUAAAGUAA
Branchiostoma belcheri (Belcher's lancelet) is the source of this 1185-nucleotide messenger RNA. RefSeq names its product fibroblast growth factor receptor 3-like. Lineage: Eukaryota; Metazoa; Chordata; Leptocardii; Amphioxiformes; Branchiostomatidae. Gene Ontology annotation, cellular component: signaling receptor complex. The coding region runs from base 1 to 1185 and encodes 394 amino acids. The record is from RefSeq and is a predicted model, not a curated record. Gene Ontology annotation, molecular function: transmembrane receptor protein tyrosine kinase activity; protein binding; ATP binding. Gene Ontology annotation, biological process: positive regulation of kinase activity; cell surface receptor protein tyrosine kinase signaling pathway; protein phosphorylation. The transcript is spliced from 11 exons.